Molecule: messenger RNA, 1761 nt
Organism: Anastrepha obliqua
Lineage: Eukaryota; Metazoa; Arthropoda; Insecta; Diptera; Tephritidae
Product: zinc finger protein OZF-like
Exons: 4
Coding region: 63-1595 (510 amino acids)
Biological process (GO): regulation of transcription by RNA polymerase II
Cellular component (GO): nucleus
Molecular function (GO): DNA-binding transcription factor activity, RNA polymerase II-specific; RNA polymerase II transcription regulatory region sequence-specific DNA binding; zinc ion binding
Source: RefSeq, a predicted model, not a curated record
UUCAGAGAUACAAUUUUGGAUUUUGUGAACAUUAUUGUUUUAACUGCUAUUUACAUUAUUUUAUGGAAAUAUUUAGGUUGCAAAAGACUGAAAUGUGUACCACUGAUACCGCAAUUAAGGAAUGGGAGCGUUGGUGUCGUCUCUGCGCGAAACAUGAUGGUUGUUACUUUGAUACAUUUCUAGAGCAGUCUCCACAGUCUCUUUAUUCGGAUGUAAAUCUUCAUUCCAUUAUAGAGGAAUUAUUCCAUAUUAAGAUAAAGCCUAGAGAUGGACUCCCAAUAUCACUGUGUACUGAAUGUUGUUCUGCAAUAGCAUCUUUGGAAAAAUAUGCGGAACAUAUAAAGAAAGUUCAAAAAAUGUACAAAGAUUUAAAAAAUACAGCAGAGUUCGCCGAUAUAAACCUCAAAGAUUUAUAUAAAAAAUACGGUUUAUUUAAAUGCGAGUCAAAUCUGCCCCAAUCAACAACAUCUGCAGUCGAACAAAUAUUUGUUCCUGUAAACCCAAAUGCAAUCGUUAAAGUUGAAGAAAUGGAAAUAACGGAGUCAAAGGAAGUAAAACAAGAAACUGAAAUCGAUGUGGAUUUCCAUGAUCCUUUCGCAAACGAUAACCAGAAUUUGGAGGAGAGCACUCAUAUAAGUGAAGAUAGUGAAAGUAGUAACAAUAAAACUGACUCUGACUGUGAUUCUGACGAAUUUUCAGAACAAAAAUUGGGAUAUAAUAAAAAUGUCAAUGAAGACAAAGAGGGAGGCAGUUAUUCUUGCAAUAUCUGCCAAUUGAGUUUUAUACAACGUAGGAACUAUAUGUAUCACAUGAAAACUAAGCACAGCACAGAAGUUCCAUUUUGGAACUGUUCUCACUGUAGUAGUUCUUUCAAAUAUAAAAAGGAGCUGGAACGUCAUACAAGGAAAAUUCACGCUCCGAGUGUUUAUCCGUGUCCACAUUGUCAUCGAAAAUUUAAAAGUUCAAAAGUCGCCGAAAAUCACAUUAAGGCUGAGCACGAAGGUACACGUUCAUUAAUUUGUGAAGAAUGCGGAGAAAGUGUGCGUACUAAACAAAAACUUUUUGAACAUAUGGCCUUACAUGCAGGUCAUGGAGCCUAUGAAUGCAAAAAUUGUGGCAAACAAUACCUGCGAAAACAAUCUUUAAAGAGGCACUUAGAAAUCCAUGGAGAUAAACAUACUUGUGGAGAAUGUCUUUUAGAGUUCAAGACAUCUAAUGCACUCAAAAACCAUAUGAAGGUGCACUCCGAUGAAAUGCCAUACAAAUGCAAUUAUUGCGGGCGUAGAUUUAAGCGUGCAAAAAAUUUGAAGAAUCAUCUUAUUACGCAUACUGGUCUCAAACCAUAUUCGUGUGACUUCUGUGAUAAAACAUUUUCAACUGGAUCAAGUUGCCGUUAUCACAAAAAACAUUUACAUCCAAAGGAACUGGCCGAACAAGAAGCGGCGGGCGUAAAAACGUAUACAAAAAAUAUACCCACAUUGAGUGUGUUAAGAGCAAUAACGCAAGUUGCUGGAAAAAUAGAAAACGAUGAUGGUUGUAUAGGCGAUAAGAGAAUAAAAGUUCCAAAACUAGAUGCUGAGUUACCUGAUGGCUAAAAUGCAUAAUAAAAUUAAGUUAGAAGUAUAAGUACCCAACUGUAGAUUUUAUAAUAAUUUGAUAAUUAAGUAUGUAUGGAUAUAGAUGACAUUUUCACUUACUCAAAGCAAGUAUAGACAAUUAAAUAAUUGGGAAAGUGGAAAAGGCGCAUAACUUACGAGCUAG